AUGAUUGCCAAUAGGAUACAGUUUGAUGCUGUCAAGCAUGAUAUCUUCCAUCCCAACCAACUUGGCAGCAUUCACCAAAGGUCAACUGAGGAUGCUGGAUUGAUUCUGACUCAUCUCGUGCAAGCGGGGUGGGUUAAGGGCCUCCAGACUAGCGUGCUGGCUUUUGACAUCAUGCAGUUCUUCCCUUCUAUCAACCAUGAGAUGUUCAUGGCUGUACUUCGCAAGCAAGGGUUCUUGCCAGUUCUGGUGGAGUUCUUUGCCUCUUAUCUUGUUGGUCGCUCCACAGUUUACUGCUGGAACACCUUCCAAUCCGACUCGUGGUCUGCGGACAUGGGUGUCGGGCAGGGCUCAGCUCUCUCGCCUGUUAUUUCUGGGCUGUUCAUUGCUCUGGUAAUGAAGCUCUUCUAUAUCAAAGCAGCACCGCUCAACACAACGCUGCUUUCCUUUGUGGAUGACAGGACCAUUCUGGCCCAAUCCAAACAACUUGAUGAUAAUAAUGUGGGCCUGCGUAAGGCCUACAAGAUUAUCUACCUUCUCUUUGUUGCUUUCGCACUCGUUCUUGAACAUGACAAGACCGAGCUGUUCCAUUUUUCGCGUCGACGAGAUGCCUACAAUCCCUCGCUGGAUUUGGGGUACGCCCCGCAUACCCGUGCUACACCUUUGAAGCCCAAGACCUAUUGGAGGUACUUGGGCUUCUACUUUGACCGCGGGCUCAUGUUUCAUGAGCACGUCCGCUACUAUGCCACUAAGGCGUUCACCACCAUGCAAGCCAUGCGCAUGCUCGGGAACUCUACUAGAGGUCUCUCGCCUAAACAGUGCUGCCUAUUAUAUCGGUCGUGUGUGGUUCCCAUUGCCACAUACAGUUAUCGUCUCUGGUAUUUCGACGGCGCCUGUAAUAAGGGCGCGAUGAACCAGCUCAAAUGGAUGCAGCGAAAAGCUGCUCUAUGGAUCACCGGUGCCUUCUGCACCUCACCCACAGGCGGUCUUGAGGCCCUCGCUGGACUCAUCCCCGUUCAUCUCAUGCUGAAGAAGCUGGUGACGUGCGCAGUGUAUCGUGUCGCUACCCUCUCAGACACUCACCCUCUUCGCUCCAUGAUGGGCGAGGGGCUUCUCAAACGGGCUGAACCUCAUGCCUGCUCUGCCGUGUUGAUGACCCCAGCUAUGCGGGGGAAAGUCAAGAGCACCAUCAUGGAGGUGGAUAAAGGUGUCCACACCUUAACUGAGAGCUUCGAGCCGUUUGCGCCUGAAGCUCGCCCAGGCGUCCCAUCCGCUCUGCGGUGGGAUAUCCAUGGUGAAGCACACAAGUACGUCACCGAGCUCAAAGUCAGGGUUGGACGUCGCAAGACGGACAACUCUAUAGAUGCGCUACGCUCUCAAGCGGCACACUCAGUCCUGGAUUCGUGGAGCUCCACUUUCCAGGAUCCAACCUACCGAGGCUCUGAAUUCUUAGAGCUUCAACAGCCUGACGGGCGGCUGCUACAGCCAUCGUACCUCAAUGGAGGACCUUGGCUUUCAACCUUUGGACACAGUAUCACUGAGUUCGCUCACGUUUGCCAGUGUAUAACUGGCCAUGCACCCAUUGGAGCAUAUUACUGUUGCUUCAAGAUCAACGAGCCUCAUGGCUGCACUUGCGGGCUGCUCUGCAGUCUCGCCAGCACGUCCUCUUUCGCUGUUGCGAUCGCUACUCCGUGCAUUACCCCCGCUUUCUUGGGGAUAUUGCAUCUUUUAUGA
This is a messenger RNA of Cyclocybe aegerita, 1731 nucleotides long. The record is from the annotation of a GenBank genome assembly. Lineage: Eukaryota; Fungi; Basidiomycota; Agaricomycetes; Agaricales; Hemipholiotaceae.